AUUUCACAGGAGGACGGUGUGACCUCCAGCUUCCAACUAUUCGUCGAAAUAUAUUUAACUUCCACUUAAAAAUAAGCUCAUAUUUGAAUUACUCGACUACAAAAAACUCAAUGCAAGUUUACCAGGACUCUGUAGAGCUCACUUGUAAACAGAGGUGUUAGAAAUGUAGGAGCACCCGUGUGACUCACUAUUUUAAACAGCUGUCGGGAGUCCUUCAAAGCACCUGUUCAACAAACUCGUAAAUAAAACUUGCUGAAGGUUGACGGAAUCCGUACUGGUUUCUGUUCCAGUAACAUCUGGAGCAAACAGGGGGUUUCACUUUUCAGUGGAAGAGGAUACAUGAUUCAAAAUGGAAUUCUUGUAUAGGUAUUUUACUGAUAAAUCCCCAGCCAACAAGUACCAUGGGUUAGUAAACCAAGGAGCAACAUGUUACUUAAACAGUGUGCUGCAGGUGCUGUUCAUGACCAAAGACUUCAGAGAAGCUGUGACAAGGAACCCUGGAAGAAGUCAGUAUAUUGAUCACCCCCUUAAGACUUUGUUUGAUAACCUAAAGAAAAAUACAGCUUACACGCAUGAUAUCAGUUUAAAGCUGGACAUCAACUCAGUCUCUGUACAAGGUGACGCUGCUGAGUGCUUUGAGAAGAUUCUGAGUCUAACCAGUCCUGAAGCCUCACAGAUAUUCCAGGGAGUGCUGACACACAGGAACAAAUGCUCUACAUGUAGUACAGAGACAGGAACAGAUGAUCCAUUUUGGACUCUACCUCUUCAACUGGUGGAAACUGACAUCAACGAUUACAGUGUGGCAGAUGCCGUUGCCAAAUAUUUCAGUCAAUCAGAUGCUGGUGGAGGAAACCAGCUAUACUGUGACAGGUGUGCAUGCAAAAGUGAUGCUGCUAUUAAAUUGGAAAUGAGGCAUCAUCCAGAUGUUUUGACGCUGCUGCUGAAGAGAUUUAAAUUUGACCAUCGAUACCCAGUAUGCAUGAAAAUAACACAAGCAGUGAUAGUUCCUAAGACUCUACAAAUACCAGAGAACCAGACCUAUGAGCUUUAUGCAUUUGUCGAGCACUUUGGUGACUUGCGAUCCGGACAUUACACCGUAACAAUCAAAUCUCAGGAUGAUGAGCAUGAUGACAGAUGGUACAACUUCGAUGACACUUUUGUCAGAUUGCUUCCAGAAGGACCAUUCCAGCUGGAGAGAAAUAAAACCGCUCUUACUAGAUCCAGCACUGCUUAUCUUCUGUUCUACAGGAGAAAGAAAAUGCAUGCUGCAGACACACAACACAUCAGUGAGGCACCCACUGGUGGAGCUUCAGCCAAUGAGCAACAAGAACAGGUUGUAAAGACCACAGGGAGAGACGAAGCCAACAAGUACCAUGGGCUAGUAAACCAAGGAGCAACAUGUUACUUAAACAGUGUGCUACAAGUGCUAUUCAUGACCAAAGAGUUCAGAAAAGCUGUGACAAGGAACCCUGGAAGAAGUCAGUAUAUUGAUCACCCUCUUGACACCUUGUUUGAUAACUUAAAGAAAAAUACAGCUUACACACAUGAAAUCAGUUCAAAGCUGGACAUCAACUCAGUGUCCGUACAAGGUGACGCAGCUGAGUGCUUUGAGAAGAUUCUGUGUCUAACCAGUCCUGAAGCCUCACAGAUAUUCCAGGGAGUGCUGACACACAGGAACAAAUGCUCUACAUGUAGUACAGAGACAGGAACAGAUGAUCCAUUUUGGACUCUACCUCUUCAACUGGUGGAAUCUGACAUCAAAGACUACAAUGUGGCACAUGCCAUUGCCAAAUAUUUCAGUCAAUCAGAUGCCAGUGGAGUAAACCAGCUAUACUGUGACCAGUGUGGGUGCAAAUGUGAUGCUGCCAUUAAAUUGGAAAUGAGGCAUCAUCCAGAUGUUUUGACGCUGCUGUUGAAGAGAUUUAAGUUUGACCAUCGAUACCAAGUAUACAUAAAAAUGAGACAAGAGGUGAUUGUUCCUAAGACCCUACAGAUAUCAGAGAACCAGACCUAUGAGCUUUAUGCAUUUGUCGAGCACUUUGGUGACUUGAGAUCCGGACAUUACACCGUAACAAUCAAAUCUCAGGAUGAUGAGGAUGAUGACAGAUGGUACAACUUCGAUGACACUUAUGUCAGAUUGCUUCCAGAAGGACCAUUCCAGCUGGAGAGAAAUAAAACCGCUCUUACUAGAUCCAGCACUGCUUAUCUUCUGUUCUACAGGAGAAAGAAAAUGCAUGCUGCAGACACACAACACAUCAGUGAGGCACCCACUGGUGGAGCUUCAGCCAAUGAGCAACAAGAACAGGUUGUAAAGACCACAGGGAGAGACGAAGGUGAGGCAGCAGGCAUGGACCAUAACCUUGUGGACAUACAGGGAAAAGAUCAGCAGAUGAUAAUGAAAGAUGUAGAGAAUAAAGAUGAAAGUAAACAGGAAAAGGAGAAAGAAAAGUACUCGGCAAAAACCAAGAAUAACAAAGAGAUGGAACAUGCAGACAAUGAAAGCAGUGAUCAAAUUACAAAGAAAAGAAAAACUAAUAAUCAGGAGUCUGAAGACCACAAGAAUGAUGUUGCGCAUCAGCAGGAUGCAAAUUUAAAACCCAGAAAAGGCAGUGAUCACCAGGAUAAGCAACACAGUCUGAAAGUGGAACAAGAUGAAGAAAUGAGAGAUAAGGACAGGCAGAUGAUGAUAGCUGUAAUGGUAGACAGUAAUAGCACAGAUGAAGCUAAUAGAAGUAAAACAAGAGAUGGGAAAAGCGGGUCUGUAGUGCAUAAAGACUCCUCUGAUAUGUUUCAAAGCAGUGGAAAGGUGGAUGAAGGUAACCAGAACAUGUCAGAGAAUGAUGAAGAGCAAAAGAAAAAUGAUAAGCAGCAUGAGACAGAUGGUAAAGGUGCACAAAGAAGAGAUAAAACAAAAACAGAAUUUUGUGAGAGUGAAAAAAACAAGUAUAGGUAUCUAUUAGCUGAUGGCAGUCAAAGGAAAGAACAGCACAAUAACAAUGGACAUGAUGGGGGAAGAGAGUGGUCUUUGUCAGGAAGCAACCGAUUGACAGAGAACUACAGAAGCAGCACUGGUAAUGAACAAAUGAAACCACACAGUCAGUCAGAACUGUGGGUUACUCAGUCACUCAGCAGACCUAGAAGCAUGAACACACAGACACAAAAAAUGUCAGAGGAUGUAGAUGACAUACUCAGUAAGUUUAAAGAAUUAAAUCUAAAUGAGCCACUGCACUUUGGACAAAAAUUUAAAAAGAAACGUAAGGGGCAUGAACAGGUAUUCAGUAAUAUUUCAGAAACAAAACAAGAGCAGCAGAAAGAGAUAAUAAAAUAUGGACAAUCAAGACCAAAUAAUUCACGAAUCUACGCCUAUUACAAAACAACAUUAACCCAACAUGAUGAUGAAAGUAGCACUUCUAAGCAAAAUGGCCAGAGGUCGCCACAACUUGAAAUUCAUUCUGUAGAGGUUAUUGGCCAUGAAGAGAUAAUAAAAAUGAAACUGAAGAGAGAUUAUCAGCAAAUUCCAGGAGAUGUAGAUCAACAACAGACUGGAAAUCACACAGGAAAACAAAACAAUGAUGAGGAAGUUGAAAGAGAGCAAACAAAAGAAAUAUCCAAACCAUACUGUGGGGAGAGUGGAAAAGAUUAGUACAAUGUGCAAUUAGAUAAUGUUGCUCAGAGCAGAACACAGGAGGACUCUGAAAUUAUACAAAGCUGUGGGUUAAGAAGCUUUUGUUGGAGACAAAAAAGCAGUAAUUGUAGUAAAUGAUGAAGCAUGUGACUCAAAGAAAGGUGAACUGUACACCACUCAGAAUUUGAGUGUGAAUGUUACAUUUAGUAACAAAACUGACAGUGGAAAAAUAGAAAAUAGUCAUAAGAAAAAUGUGGGAAAAGAGUUUCAUAGAGGAAUCAAACAUGAGAGUGAAAAACAAGACAUGGUGUAAGUAAGAGUGAUCAGAACUCAGAGCCUGAAUAGUAUAACAUAACAUAAAAUGUUAUUUUACCAGAAUUUUCUAGUUUCAAAGUAAUUUUCAGAUUUUUAAUGUAUUCAUCAGAGAUCAGCUGGAAUCAUGUGAAAUGCUGUAAAAUUGUUUCCUUUCUUAUUCUUCUUCUGUAUUUCCUUUUUUGGUGUAUCUUACGUUGGUAUUGGUAAUGAAGUUUACUUUGUUCAUUUUGGUUAACUUUGUUCCAUUUUUAUCAGGUAAUAUGUAUUAUUUCCUGUUCAAGGGCCGAAGAGCUUCAGUUUAAAUGAGUUGAU
Molecule: messenger RNA, 4252 nt
Organism: Oreochromis niloticus (Nile tilapia)
Lineage: Eukaryota; Metazoa; Chordata; Actinopteri; Cichliformes; Cichlidae
Exons: 23
Coding region: 350-3643 (1097 amino acids)
Biological process (GO): protein deubiquitination
Cellular component (GO): cytosol; nucleus
Molecular function (GO): cysteine-type deubiquitinase activity
Source: RefSeq, a predicted model, not a curated record